This is a messenger RNA of Aspergillus viridinutans, 918 nucleotides long. Its product is annotated as NmrA-like family protein. The record is from RefSeq and is a predicted model, not a curated record. NCBI's taxonomy places the organism in Eukaryota, Fungi, Ascomycota, Eurotiomycetes, Eurotiales, Aspergillaceae. The coding region runs from base 1 to 918 and encodes 305 amino acids. The transcript is spliced from 2 exons.
AUGAAGUCUAUCCUGGUCACCGGCGCAACAGGCAAACAGGGUGGCGCCGUCAUCAACGCCCUCCUAGCCGAAGACGCCGACAUCGAGAUCCUGGCAGUCACCCGCAAUCCACAAUCCAGCUCCGCCAAAAAACUAGGCGACAAAUCCCCCAAGAUCAAACUCGUACAGGGCGACCUCGACGACCCAGCGGGAAUCUUCAAAAAUGCCCACCAAGUAUCGUCCGAGCCAGUCUGGGGCGUCUUCAGCGUGCAGAUACCCAUGGGCCAAGGCCAAACCGUCGAAAAGGAAGAACGCCAAGGCAAGGCACUAAUCGACGAGGCCCUAGCCCAACAGGUCCAGCACUUCGUGUACUCCUCCGUCGACCGCGGCGGGGACGCAUCCACCGACAACGCGACCAACAUCCCGCACUUCAUCAGCAAGCACCGCAUCGAGCAGCAUCUGUUCGAGCGGACGCGGGACGCAAACAUGUCCUGGACGGUGCUGAGGCCGGUGUUCUUCUUCGACAACAUCGCCCCGGACUUUAUGGGGCGGUUUGUCCUGACGGCGUGGGACACGUACCUGCAGGGGAAGCCGCUGCAGUGUAUCGCCGUCAGCGACAUCGGGUAUUUUGCUGCGCAGGCGUUUCUCAACCCGGCUGAGUACCGGAAUCGGUGCCUGUCGUUGGCGGGGGAUGUGCUUACGUAUGAGCAUAUGCAGGAGACGAUGCGGCGGAGGACGGGGCGGGAGGCGCCGACGACGUUCCGGGUGGUUUGCUACGUUGUGAUGUGGAUGGUUAGGGAGAUGAGGGUCAUGUUUGAGUGGCUCUAUGCGCAUGGCUACCGGGCUGAUAUUGCAAAGUUGAGGGAGAUGCAUCCGGGUUUGAAGGAUUUCGUAAAGUGGUUGGAGGAAGAUAGUCAGUUUGUUAAGCGUAGUUCCUAG